Messenger RNA from Aedes aegypti (yellow fever mosquito), 2542 nucleotides. RefSeq names its product transforming acidic coiled-coil-containing protein 1 (gene tacc). The transcript is spliced from 6 exons. Gene Ontology annotation, cellular component: cytoplasm. Gene Ontology annotation, biological process: regulation of DNA-templated transcription; mitotic spindle organization; cerebral cortex development. NCBI's taxonomy places the organism in Eukaryota, Metazoa, Arthropoda, Insecta, Diptera, Culicidae. The record is from RefSeq and is a predicted model, not a curated record. Bases 211 to 2358 code for a protein of 715 amino acids.
UUCAGUUUUGCUCCUUCGCCUCGCUCACUGUAUCGUGAACCGUCAUUCUGACAACAUCGUGCGUCCGUCGGAACAUCAAUCUCUGAAGAAAAGUGCGCUUCACGGCUUGAAGACAAGAUCCCUAAUUUUCAGUAGUGUGAAAAGUGAAUUUUUCCCAGCGUUUUCCAGCCGUUUUGCGACUUGCUAAAACCUACAUCUACUACCACCACCAUGUCUGAAGACGAGGUCCAGAUUGAGAGUAGCGAAGAGGGGGAGGAGAAAGCAACCAGCCCGAAAAAAGGUCGCGGCCGUCCCAAGAAGGCAGCUGCUGCGACUCCGUCCAGCGCAGAGCGCGAGCUUAGCAGCAGUUUCCGAGCGAACGCUGUGAUUGAAAAGCUGGAAUCAAUGCUCACCGCAUUCAAGGGUACCCUGUGGGGUCACUCGGCAACGCCGGGAUCAUCGGUCCCCCAGGUGGGACACAUUCUAGUGCAUCAUGAAGUGCCUGGCCAAUCUACUACUACUACCGGUAUUACUGUUGCCGAUUCGGCAGCGGCCGUCAGAUGCAGCGACUUCCCUACCGAACUGUCCCCAAGUCCAGAACCGUGUGCUGUUGCAGUAGCUGCGGAGGAGGACAUCGCCCCUGGUGCUCCCCUCCCGUAUCAUUCGGUGGCAGGUGAUCCGACGAGGAACCAACCAGAAGAGCCCCGCUCUCCCGAGCAGUGGUAUAACCCGAUUGCAAAACAAACGGCAACCCCAGCAGUUCUGUCCGCACAGGAACAGCCUGCACACGAAAAAGUUGCCGAAAUACCGUCAGCAACGCCCCUAGAGGGAGCACCAAUCAAUUGUGAAUUCAAGGUGCCACCACUUCCGGUUACGUUCGAUACUCAGUUCCUGCCUUCUCAGCACUUACCUGUCGCAGCAUUUUCGCCCGCUCCAUCGUCCACAACGUCCUCGACGGAUUUACAGUUUUCGGAUCUUGCGAGCCAACAAGACAAUCAGUUCAUAACGAACAUUGAAAUCAACGCCACCAUCGACGAGGAUCAGUUCCAGCCAGCGCAAAACUUUCAGUUUGCGGCGUCCGAUUUCGACUUUCUACUGUCGAAGGGCGGAGGACAGGAUCAGACAGUGGAUGCAGCUCGCGAUUCACUGCUGUUGAAAUUUGAUCCUCUGCUGAAAACGGCACCUGCUCUGAUCAACAGUCAGCGGCUCAGCGUGACGCGCGAGGAAACACCCGAAGAAGUUGGUACCAGUGAGCUGCAGGAAUUACCGGAUUUUGUCGAAGGUGUCAUAGAAAUAAACAGCAGCAGCAGCACCAACAACCCACUGCCGCCAAUAAUCGUAGAAACUGCACCCGCAGCAGAAGACGGCGAAGGCAAAAGCCUCGACCCGCAGCAGCAGCUGGAAGAGGGGGAGCAGAACAGCAGUGUUGUGGGCGAGCUUGGAGGUGGAGGUGUUCUGGUGACGGGACUGGAGACGAGUGGAUUUGUUGCUGUUGCCGCUGUUUCACCAUCCGCCUGCACGACUGGCAUGAGUAUGAACGUCGACGAGGAGGCAAAAAAUCCGCAACCACACUGCGCAGAUGACGAAGAAGCGGAUGAAAAAAUGAGCGUUGACAAUACGAUGAUACUGGACGGUGGCGAAAGCUCCUCCUCGAUGGCAGAACGUAACAUGAGCUACAUGGAGGCGGAUCAGGAUUUCAAUGGCACCGGCGUUAGCCUCAACAGCAGCAGCAGCAACACCAGCAAUGAACUGGCCGACAAGAAGAGCAAAAAUGAAUCGCUAAAAAUCGAGGAAUUGCAGAAAAAGCUCAGCGAGGCGGAACUCCGGGAGGAAGCCCUGCUGAAACGGAUCACCGACAAGGACAAAACCAUCUCUAAAAUGAGUGGAGUGGUGGAAGCGUACGAACGUGCCAUCGCCGAUCUGAUCACCCAGAAGGAACAGACGACGCAAAGCUACGAAAAAACUUGCGAAGCCCUCAAGGCGGACAGUGACAUCAAUGCCCAGCAUCUGGAAUCGCUGGAGAAAACCUUCUCCGACUUGCACGCCAAGUACGAACGGAUGAAAGUCAUCACGGUGGAGUACAAGGAACGGGAGGAGGAACUCAUCAACGAGCGGAACCGGUUCGAGGAGAGCCUUCGGAUGCAGGAAAAGCGCUACGAAAACAUGAAGAGCCACGCCAUGGCGCAGCUGGACAUUGCCAACAACAAAUUGGCCGAACUGGUCCGGAAUCAUGCCCAAGAGGUGACCAAAUUGAAGGCUCUGCUAAAGAAGGAGGAAAUCUACCGGGCCUCGGUGAACGAACAGCUAAGCCAAAAGUCGCGGGAGAACGAAGAACUGGUGAAGAUCUGUGAAGAGCUAAUUAAUGGAGGUGCUAAUUAAUUGGACUAAUCCGAACGGCGACGGAGUGAUGAUAAUAGUGAUUAAGAGUGAAUUGAGUGUGCGAAAAAAAAAACAAUGUAACGAUAAGACAUUGAAAUGCGGUAAUCGUAUAUUAAUAACUGAAAUACACAUGUUAAACCUUCAACUUUAAUAAAGAGCAAGGAAAGUGCGUUUCCUCUUCUGA